This is a messenger RNA of Lactuca sativa (garden lettuce), 642 nucleotides long. RefSeq names its product gamma-tubulin complex component 2. Gene Ontology annotation, molecular function: microtubule minus-end binding; gamma-tubulin binding. Gene Ontology annotation, biological process: meiotic cell cycle; cytoplasmic microtubule organization; spindle assembly. The record is from RefSeq and is a predicted model, not a curated record. Lineage: Eukaryota; Viridiplantae; Streptophyta; Magnoliopsida; Asterales; Asteraceae. Gene Ontology annotation, cellular component: gamma-tubulin complex; spindle pole; microtubule organizing center.
UAUGCUAUGCAGUAUGCAAUGUGUUUGAUAUUUGAUUUGAUUGAGUUACAGGAUGAUGUCUUGGUUUCUUUUAUGGGUAUUGCACGUGAUGAACUUGAUAAAACACCAAAUGAGAUCUCUUUUGAGAAGCUUCAGGACACAGGUUUUUUGUUAAAGAGAUUGAGCAUUCUGAAAGAUCUUCAAACAUGUGGUGAGACAAUUUCAAAGCCUGAUGUUGUAGAAGAGCCCUUGAUCACUGGUAUGGAAACCUUCUCUGUUAAUUACAAGGUUCAAUGGGAAUUAUCCCUUGUGAUAUCAAGAAAAGCUCUGACAAAAUACCAAUUAAUUUUUUGAUUUCUGUUUCCCUGCAAACAUGUGCAUAGGCUACUUUGUGCAGCUUGGCAACUACAUCAAGGUGCACGUGCACGUGAUAUGCACGGAACUGCAAUAUCUUCAUCAUCAAUACUAUGCAUGAAUAUGCUUAAAUUUAUAAAUAGCCUUUUACGCUAUCUAAUAUUUGAGGUAAAAAUAACCAUGUUCUUAAGUUUAUAAAUAACAAUGUACUUACAUUUUCUUUCCGACAAUAACAAUAUAUAACCUGUAGUUUGUAUGUAAGAUGCUUACAAAUUUUAUGUUAUUGCUAUUAAUUAUUAUCAGUAAAAA